AUAAGUACAAGUUUCUCACCCAGCCUGCUCCUGUUUAUCUCCUGUAACUCAAACAACCACCAUGUCGAACUAUCUUCCAUCCUUUUCAGCGCCAUCCUCAAGGCCUACGUCGCCUCUAGGCGCACCGGGCUCACCAUUUGCUUCUCGACCCACAAGCUUCUUUGCUGGCUCACGGGCUAACUCGUGGGUUGGCGGUCCGUCCCGGAAGAACUCGACUGCUGUCCCUUCAGUCGUCCCCUCGAGAGCGAAUAGUACAUGGAGCAAGGAACAUUCUGACCCUGAGACGACGGACGUGGAGGGCGUCGUCAAUAAUAACAGGGAAAAAGCUCAGCCCAGUGCUGGACGGAUCGUGGGCGGGAAACAUGUCGACAGCAGCAACGAAGACGUCGACUCCGACUGCGGCCCCAUCACGACGGUCGAUAUCGAUAUGCCUCUCACACUAACAGAGGUGGUACAUGAAGGUGGGAAGGAAUACAUUGUUCUAGGGUUUGCCACGGGCGACAAGGAGAACCCAUUCAACUGGAACCCAUGGUACAAGCGGUCCAUCUCGACCAUUCUCAAUCUGAUGACCCUAUUCAUCGGCCUCGCAACCACAGCGUACAGCUCUGGCAUCAGAAGCAUGGUUGAGGAUCUCGAAGCAUCAAACAUCCAAGGCCAACUGGGUCUCUUCACCUUCAACAUCAGCUGCGCCGUAGCGCCCAUGGUUCUAGCCCCCUUCUGCGAGCUGGUUGGCCGCAAAGUCGUCUACGCAACCUCCUUCUUCUGCUUCUCGCUAUUAUUCAUCGGCUUGGCACUCGCCCAGAACAUUCAAACCAUCAUCGGCCUUCGACUUCUGCUUGGUCUUUUUGGCUGUGUCGGCACGAUCCUCGUCGGAGGUACAUUCGACGACAUGUACGAGCCUCACCACCGCGGUCGUCCCAUGGCCAUGUUCAGCUACGUCGCCAUCUUCGGCACAGUUGCUGCGCCCAUCUACGCCGGCUUCAUCGACCAAGCCCUCGGGUGGCGCUGGAUCGAGGGCAUCCAAGGCCUCGCCAACGUUCCCCUCCUCCUCCUCAUCAUCUUCUACUUCCCCGAGACGCGCGGCGGCGUUGCACUCCAUAAGCGGGCUAAAGCUCUGCGAAAGGCUACGGGCGACGAGCGGUAUGUUUCGGCUGGCGAUAUUCUGACGCCGAGUCUCGAGUCCAUGUUGAAGGCUAGUUCAGUCAAGGCUAUUCACAUGUUGGUGACGGAGCCAGUUGUCUUUGCCUUUGGCCUUUGGAUCGCCUUCUGCUGGGCUGUUGUCUUCCUCUUUCUCUCAGUGAUUCCCAUCACAUUCACCGAGAACCACGGAUGGUCUGAAGGCGUCAGCGGUCUUCCGUAUAUCUCGCUGUGCGUGGGCACCACACUGGGAUGGAUGGCUCAUCAUCUCCAAAUGCGCAAGUUCGAUCGCCUGGUCGCGGAUCCCAACGUCAAGGUAACUCCCGAGGCCCGUCUUUACGGAGCCAUGUACGGUGCCGUUUUCCUUCCCAUCGGCCUCUUCAUAUACAGUUUCACACAGUACUCGUUCCUGUCGUGGGUCGGCCCCGUCAUUGGACUCGCGCCCAUUGCGUUUGGAGUCUACUUUGUGUUUGAGAGCACGUAUAGCUACACGGCGGACUGUUAUGGCGAGAGCGCUUCCUCGGCCAUUGCUGGCCAGGGAUUGAUGAGGAACACGUUGGGUGCUGUCACGCCCUUGUUUGCAAAUGCUUUCUUUCAUAAUGUCGGGAGCCAGUAUGCUGGAUUGAUUCUGGCAUUGCUGGGUACGGGGUUGAGUCUGAUUCCAUUUGUCAUGUUCAAGUAUGGGCACAAGCUCAGGGCUCGCAGCAAGCUUGCGCAGGAGAUUUGAAGGCUCUACUCUCUCAAACAUAGAUCAUAUAGCAGCGAUCUGGAUAACAUUAGAGUAAACAAAAAUCACAUCGUUGAAUCAAGAAAGAAUAC
Molecule: messenger RNA, 1956 nt
Organism: Ilyonectria robusta
Lineage: Eukaryota; Fungi; Ascomycota; Sordariomycetes; Hypocreales; Nectriaceae
Product: major facilitator superfamily domain-containing protein
Exons: 1
Coding region: 62-1864 (600 amino acids)
Biological process (GO): transmembrane transport
Molecular function (GO): transmembrane transporter activity
Source: RefSeq, a predicted model, not a curated record